Messenger RNA from Pyricularia oryzae 70-15, 1632 nucleotides. RefSeq names its product cytochrome P450 oxidoreductase GliF. The record is from RefSeq and is a predicted model, not a curated record. NCBI's taxonomy places the organism in Eukaryota, Fungi, Ascomycota, Sordariomycetes, Magnaporthales, Pyriculariaceae. The transcript has 4 exons. Gene Ontology annotation, molecular function: iron ion binding; monooxygenase activity; heme binding. Bases 1 to 1632 code for a protein of 543 amino acids.
AUGAUGACUCCAACCGAACUUAUUACGCAUUACCGUAUAGUGCAGCACUCUUUUGCACCGCUGCGGCUGUCGUGGUGGGAAACCAACCGAGUGAUUGCUGUGCAGAUAUGGAGAGACUCUUCGUUUUUCACCAGAAUUCUAAUUGCAUUUAUUGGACUUUGCCUGUUGUCCAUAUUCUCCCGGCUGACCCGACCGCGCUCUCUGCGGCGGCUUGGAAUUCCCGGCGCAGUCCAACCUAGAUUUAGCACCUGGAGCCUGGACUUCAAAAAGGUGCUGGAAGACAGUGCUAAAAAGUAUCCAAACAGCCCGUUUUGCCUCAACGCGUUCGGCACCGAAUACGCAGUCCUGCCGUCAAAGUGCUAUGACGAGGUCAAACGCCUUCCAGAGCAUCAGGCAUCUGCCUUUGCCUUUUUCAGGGAAGCUUUUCAUGGCGCGUGGACUGGCGCUGGAGUGCAAACGCCAGAAUUGGGCAGAACAAUUGCCGUGGAGCUGACUCGCGGUAUUCCAUCCCUCGUACAUUGGAGACAAAUGGACUGCGCAGAAGCCUUCAAGAUGUGCAUAGGAGAACCUUCAGAGUGGCGCGAGAUUCAACUCUUUGAGGCAAUCCAGAGAAUUGUAAUAUCCGUCAAUUCCAGCUCUUUUGUCGGCAGGGAACUUGGCACAAAUCAAAAUUGGCUUCGUCUCAUCUACAACAUGCCGUUGCAGCUCGGUAUUCCCACCGUCAUCCUGGGUUGGACCCCAUUCCUCCUGCAACCACUUCUCAAGCCCUUCCUUUUUGCUCCACUCAGGAUGACGCAAAGAAAAAUCAAGAGCAUGCUGAGGCCAGUCCUCGAGAACGAUGUGCAAGAGUACGAGGCCAGCAGCGACAAGAAGAACCUGCUCAGUCCCAAAGAGCAAGGCAAGGUGCAGCUUACUGGCUGGCUGCUCUCGCGCUACAAGGGCAAGCUGGACUUUGAAGUUCUCCUUCAGGACUUUAUCACCGUCUUGUUCGAAUCUACCCCCUCGACGGCCUCGACCCUCUUUCAUGUUGUGUGCGAACUGGCUGCAGAUCCGGCGCUUCAGGACAUGUUGCGACAAGAAUUAGAAGAGCAUACGGAUAAUGGCAGCUUACCCCAGACUCACCUCAAUGAGCUACGCAAGAUGGACAGCGUCAUGCGGGAGUCUGCUCGUGCCAGCCCGUUCAGCUACUUGGUGCUCUACCGCAAGCUCUCAAUCCCCACCAAGCUCUCCAUGGGCCCGGAGCUGCCAGCCGGCACAAACAUUUGCGUCGACGCUCACCACAUCAACACUUCGCCAGACCUGUGGGACCAACCGCACACGUUUGACGGGCUGAGGCACUACAGGGCGCGCCAGCAGCCGCAAAACGAGAACCGCUACAAGUUUGCCAAUCUGGGAUCGGACGCUCCCAGCUGGGGCGACGGACUCCAGGCGUGUCCCGGGCGCAUGUUUGCCGACAACACCAUCAAGAUCAUCCUGACGCAUCUGCUGCUCAACUACGACGUGAAGCUGAGGCCUGGGGAGUCCAAGCCCGAAAAGGGGGCCAUGCCCAACGGGUCCAUCGUCCCUGACGUGUGGGCAAAGGUUCUUUUCCGGUCGAGAGCAAGUUCUGCCGUGAACGAGGGGAAGAAAUAG